This is a messenger RNA of Paramacrobiotus metropolitanus, 3734 nucleotides long. RefSeq lists its product as uncharacterized. NCBI's taxonomy places the organism in Eukaryota, Metazoa, Tardigrada, Eutardigrada, Parachela, Macrobiotidae. Gene Ontology annotation, molecular function: metalloendopeptidase activity; zinc ion binding. Gene Ontology annotation, biological process: proteolysis. The record is from RefSeq and is a predicted model, not a curated record.
CGCAUUUUACAUAGUAUACACCCAUGAAUGUUUUUCCUUAUUGUACUUGAAAAUUUGGACUGGCGCUUGCUUGCCAGUUUCUUCCCAAAAUGGACUUCCGGUUGAAUAGUAUCCUUUGCGUUAUCGUCCUCCUUCUUAUCGACGAAGGUCAUGCGAAAUGGGUUCGAAUGGAGAAUGGACGAAUGGAAAAUCCCGAAAACCCCUGGACAUUGUGGCCCAACGGAGACAUUCACUUCUACCUCGAUAAAGACUACACAACGCUGCAGAGAGCGCAGAUCAAAACCGCUAUGGUGCGCAUUAGCCAGGACACCGGUGGCUGUGUGAAGUUCCUGGAGACAACAGCGGACGCUGCGGUUUACAAGCUAAAGAUCACUCCGAAUAAAGGCGACGCCGGCGCGGUGGAGCAUCGCUGCUAUACCGUUCCCGGACGGCUCCGAGCCAACCAUACCGGCGAGCAGAUUAUGGUCCUGACCGACGGUGAUGAUGGCUGUUUCCACGAAGGACCGCGAUCUCUGAUGAAAUACUUAACAUUAAGUGUGGGGAAACGGAACGAGCACCAGAAAGCCAUUCGCAACGAUUUCCUGGACAUCAGUUUGGACAACGUCUUGCCGAGCAUGCGUAUGGCGUUUCGAACAUUUCCACCGGAAGCGGCGUAUUCCGCCUGCCCAUAUUACGACUAUUGUAGCAUAACACACAACCAGCCGCGAGAUUACACACAGAAAGGAAGCGAUGCUGCCGCGUUUGUUGUCAAACAGCCACCGUACUUUAUUCCUAAGAUGUCCCAUCUUAGCGAAUGCGACUGCAAGGACAUAACCACGAUGUAUGGAGGCGACAGCUCGGUUUGCGCAAAACUGGACUGUGCGGCACAAAAAAUGCCGCCACAACAAAAACCUGUACCGGUGCCGGGUUCAUCUGGACAAACAAACCAGAACCAGCCGGCCCAGCCUAGUGGAGCAGCCGGCGUAGGUGCCGGGCUAGAAGCGGAUGACGACCUCCAGAAUCUGCUGAAUCAGAUACUAGGAAUGGAGGGCGGUGGUGGUGGCGCAGGUGCCGGUGGUGGCCGUCCCGGUGUUAUCAGCGGGGGUGGGUCAUUUGCCGGCGGAAUGGGUGGCAACGGUGGGGGCGGUGCACCCGGAAUGCCAGGUGGUACCGGUGGCGGUACACCGGGAAUGGGAGGUGGUGCCGGUGGUGGCAUUGGUGGUACUGGUGGUGGCGGGAUGUCCGGGAUGGGUGGCGGUGGCGCUGGAGGUGGAUCCAUGCAGCCGUCGGUGUCUCAGGGCGGAAUGAGCAAUGAUGUCUGCUACACCAUCCAGAUGGUCGGAAUGGGUGGAGCCAGCGGAGCCGGAGGAAUGAAUGGCGGCAUGGGAGGAAUGUCCGGAAUGGGAGGCGGCGCCGGUGGAUCUCCCGGGAUGGGUGGAGGUGCUGGAGGCGGCAUGGGCGGUGGUAUGGGUGGUAUUUCUGGAGGUGGAGGAAGUGCAGUUGGAGCUGGCGGCGGUUCUGGAAUGGGCGGCAUGGGGAUGGGAAACAAUCCAGGUGGGAUGUUAGGAGGAAAUGGAAUGGGUGGAAAUGUGGGUGGAGGCAUGUCCGGAGGCGGUGGAAUGGGAGGAAGUAUGGGUGGUGGUAUGGGCGGAGCCGGCGGCAGUUCUGGAGGAAUGGGAGGUGGUAGUAACAGUAUGACUUUCACCUUUACUAUUGGCGGAGGAGGACAAGCUAUGGGAAAUAUGGGAAGUGGUGGCGGUGGAGGAAUCAGCGGUAAUCCAGGCAUGUCAGGAUCGAACGGUGGAAUGUUCGGCAGCUCUUGGGGAGCAAAUGGGGCAAUACUGGUGCCACUGGCAUGGGUGGAUCCAUGGGUAAUUCAAUUCAAGGCGGCUCAUUCAACAGUGGGAUGUUUGGAAGUGGUCGACCGGUGGGCAGCGGGGGAUCGUUCAGCUCUGGUAACAAUUGGGCGACGAGUAGCGGCCGUGAUGUCGGUCAGACUGGUUAUCAUGCAAGCACGGCGAUGUUACAUCGUACCACGACAAUCAUACAUCCCACAACGCACCACCGAUCGUCCCUUCGUGAACGGCCCGCCGAAUGCGCAGUGCUCCGUGACUAUGACGCCUGGAAUGGGCGGUAUGGGAGGCGGUAUGGGCGGUAACGCUGGUAACUCUGGUGGUAACGCCGGUGGCAAUGUUGGCGGAAAUAUGGGCGGAAACUCCGGUGGCGCUGGAAAUAGCAUGGGUGGCGGCAUGGGCGGUAGCUGGAGCGUUAACUCCGGCAGUUCCGGUGGUAAUGCUGGUGGUGGUAUGACAAGUAAUUGGGGAAGCAAUACGGGCGGCAAUGGCGGGGGUGCUGGCAGUAAUAUGGGCGGCGGUCAGGCCAGCAGCUGGAGUGUAAAUAUGGGCGGUAACGCUGGCAGUGCCGGAACUAAUGCUGGUAGCGGUAUGACCAGCAACUGGGGCGGUAACAUGGGCGGUAACGCGGGUAGCUCCAACGGGAACAUGGGUGGAAAUGCCGGCAGUUGGAGCUGGACUAGUUCAGGCGACAGUGGCAGGCCCCCUGGAGUGCCCCCGGGAGCAAUGAUGUCCGCCAAGCCAGGAGAUCCCAUUCCGAUUGGAUCCGGUCAGCGGUUUAAACGAACCAUGAACAACGACCAAGCGUACUAUAAGUGGCCGGGAAAUACGGUGCCCUACUGUGUCGAUCCAUCUUACAGUCCCCUGGAACAAGCGCAGAUCCAUGCCGCUUUCAAAGCAGUUCAGGAUCAAAUGGGUAGCUGUGUUCAGUUUGUCAACACCAGUGCGGAUAGUCCGCUGUUCAAGGUCAAGGUAGCUCCCAGCGAUGGACAAAUCGCUUCGCCGCUCGGAUCAAAAGCCUGCAGUUCCCUGCCGGGUGCUUCGGCACAACAUAUUAGCAGUGGAAAGAAGGAGCAGAUCAUGGUGUUAUCCAAGGAUUCCAAGGACGGUUGCUUUGAUGGAACCCGACAUUCGCUUAUGAAAUUUGCCGCUAUCGUUUUGGGACUACGCAGCAUCCACAACCGGCCUGAUCGCGAUAAUCAUAUUAACCUGAUCCAAGGCAACAUUCCACCAGGUAAUCAAGCCGCAUAUGCAAAAUUCACCGAAGCCAACGCCACCAGCAGCACGUGUCCCACGUAUGACUACUGCUCCAUAACGCAUAAUAAAAUGGACGAAUUCUCCAGCGCUCCCGGCACCCCGGCCUUCACUGUGCCCAAUCCGCCGUAUUUCAUCCCGCGUCUGGGCGAACUUUCCGAGUGCGAUUGCAAAGAACUCAGUGCCCUUUACAGAUGCAAUAUACAGUGCAAGCCAUUGAACUGUGCCGGAUUACCGCUGCCAGCGGGCAUGUCUCGUCCUGGCGCUGCUCCACAGCCGCAACCCGGCGGACAGCCCGGACAACCCGGUGGACAGGUCAACCCACUGCCUCCUACGCAAGGCCCGGUUAUCGAUCUCUUCCCGCCCACGCAACCCACCCCACCACCCCGGUUUUACCCCGGGACCACCGGUGGCUCCCAUUACCCAACCGGUGCCGUUACAACCAACCCUCCAAUAAUGCCGCCUACGCCGCCAAUCAACAUUCCCGGAAUCUGGAGGAAAUGGCGGUAACGUUGGGAUCGGUGGAGGUAACAUCGGAGGCGGAAUCGGGGGCGGAAUUGGUGGUGGCAGCACUGGAGGCGGAAUCGGAGGUAACUUUGGAAGCGGAACAAUCGGAUCCGGCAUUAAUGGUAUCAACAACGGGAUGGG